This is a messenger RNA of Dentiscutata heterogama, 132 nucleotides long. Lineage: Eukaryota; Fungi; Glomeromycota; Glomeromycetes; Diversisporales; Gigasporaceae. The record is from the annotation of a GenBank genome assembly.
AUGCCUAAAUUGAAGAGAAUGUUUGGCAGUCACGUGACUCAAGCACGAUCAUUGAACCAUUAUUCAUUUGGUGUAAGUGUAGCAUCGAUUAAGGCAAAUAAAAAAUGUUUAAUCAGAAUUGAAGUUAAAUAG